GAGGUCCGCCCCCGUGCGGCAGCAGAAGGCAGGUGUGGCCAUCGGAGGCGGGGCUGUAGGCAGGGCUUGGCAGCCUGGCCAAUCAGCUCUGGGUAGGAGUGGUCCGGGCGUUUCCACGGCAACAAGGGGUAUAGUCGGCUCCGGCGCAAGCUGCGUGUACACGUUCGGUGCAGGCAAGGGGGGUGGUGGUCCCGGAGGCCACAUGGCAUGACGGUGAGGCCCGAGGCUCCUGACGGUGUGGAACACGCUGGGGAAAGGCUGACAGCGGCGCUGGCGGGCGGGGCGUGCGCGGUGCUAGGACCCAGGAGGACCCAAGGCGGCUCUUAGAAGCAGAUUGCAAAUUCGCCGUGACUCAGUCCGUGUACUGGAGCAGCAAACCAAGAUGGAGUAUGAGUGGAAGCCUGACGAACAGGGGCUUCUACAGAUCCUGCAACUGCUCAAGGAAUCGCAGUCCCCGGACACCACCACGCAGAGAGCCGUUCAACAAAAACUAGAACAACUCAAUCAGUAUCCAGAUUUCAACAACUACUUGAUUUUUGUUCUUACAAAGUUGAAGUCUGAAGAUGAGCCAACACGUUCCUUGAGUGGUCUCAUCUUGAAGAAUAAUGUAAAAGCACAUUUUCACAACUUUCCAAAUGGGGUAACUGACUUCAUUAAAAGUGAAUGUUUGAACAAUAUUGGUGAUUCCUCUCCCUUAAUUAGAGCUACUGUAGGCAUUCUGAUAACAACCAUUGCUUCAAAAGGGGAAUUGCAGAAUUGGCCUGACCUCUUACCAAAGCUUUGUAGCCUGUUGGAUUCUGAAGAUUACAAUACCUGUGAAGGUGCAUUUGGUGCUCUUCAGAAGAUAUGUGAAGAUUCUGCUGAAAUUUUAGAUAGUGAUGUAUUGGACCGACCACUCAAUAUCAUGAUACCUAAAUUCUUGCAGUUCUUCAAACACAGCAGUCCAAAAAUAAGGUCUCAUGCUGUUGCGUGUGUCAAUCAAUUUAUCAUCAGCAGAACUCAAGCUCUUAUGUUGCACAUAGAUUCUUUUAUUGUGAAUCUUUUUGCACUGGCUGGUGAUGAGGAUCCUGAAGUACGCAAAAAUGUUUGUCGUGCUCUGGUAAUGUUACUAGAGGUUCGAAUGGAUCGCCUGCUUCCUCAUAUGAUUAGUAUAGUUGAGUAUAUGCUUCAAAGGACCCAGGACCCAGAUGAAAAUGUUGCUUUGGAGGCUUGUGAGUUUUGGUUGACUUUGGCUGAACAACCAAUUUGUAAAGAUGUAUUAUGUCGGCAUCUUGCUAAACUGAUACCUGUGCUGGUAAAUGGUAUGAAAUAUUCAGAGAUUGAUAUUAUUCUGUUAAAGGGGGAUGUUGAAGAAGAUGAAGCUAUUCCAGAUAGUGAACAGGACAUAAGACCUCGUUUUCAUCGUUCACGGACUGUAGCUCAACCACAUGAAGAAGAUUGUAUUGAAGAUGAUGAUGAUGAUGAUGACAAUGAUCUUGAUGAUGAUGAUACUAUCUCUGACUGGAAUUUAAGGAAAUGUUCUGCUGCUGCUCUAGAUGUCCUGGCUAAUGUAUUUCGUGAUGAACUUCUGCCACACAUCUUGCCCCUUUUGAAGGAAUUGCUUUUCCAUCCCGAAUGGGUAGUUAAAGAAUCUGGUAUCCUUGUUCUUGGAGCAAUUGCUGAAGGUUGCAUGCAGGGUAUGAUUCCAUAUCUUCCUGAGCUGAUCCCUCACCUUAUUCAGUGCCUCUCUAAUAAAAAGGCUCUUGUGCGCUCCAUCACUUGCUGGACUCUUAGUCGCUAUGCACACUGGGUAGUUAGUCAACCCCCAGACACAUACUUGAAGCCAUUAAUGACUGAGUUGUUAAAGCGCAUUCUGGAUAGCAACAAGAGAGUGCAAGAAGCUGCCUGCAGUGCCUUUGCUACUCUAGAAGAGGAGGCUUGUACAGAGCUUGUUCCUUAUCUUGCAUAUAUACUUGACACUUUGGUCUUCGCAUUUAGUAAAUACCAGCAUAAAAACCUGCUCAUUCUUUAUGAUGCUAUAGGAACUCUAGCAGAUUCUGUAGGACAUCAUCUAAAUAAACCUGAAUAUAUUCAGAUGCUCAUGCCUCCAUUAAUCCAGAAGUGGAACAUGUUGAAGGAUGAAGAUAAAGAUCUUUUCCCUUUAUUAGAGUGCCUGUCAUCAGUUGCUACUGCCUUGCAAUCUGGAUUUCUUCCAUAUUGUGAGCCUGUGUACCAGCGUUGUGUAAAUCUGGUGCAGAAGACUCUUGCACAAGCAAUGUUGCACAAUGCUCAACCAGACCAAUAUGAGGCUCCAGAUAAAGAUUUCAUGAUUGUAGCUCUUGAUUUACUCAGUGGUUUAGCUGAAGGACUUGGAGGCAACAUUGAACAGCUAGUGGCUUGCAGCAAUAUCCUGACACUAAUGUACCAAUGUAUGCAGGAUAAAAUGCCUGAGGUACGGCAGAGUUCUUUUGCCUUGUUAGGUGAUCUGACAAAGGCGUGUUUUCAGCAUGUUAAGCCUUGCAUCGCUGAUUUCAUGCCCAUUUUGGGAACAAACCUAAACCCUGAAUUCAUUUCUGUGUGCAACAAUGCAACCUGGGCGAUUGGAGAAAUCUCCAUCCAAAUGGGUAUAGAGAUGCAGCAUUAUAUUCCAAUGGUGUUGCACCAGCUUGUAGAAAUAAUUAACAGACCCAACACACCAAAGACAUUGUUAGAGAACACAGCAAUAACAAUUGGUCGUCUUGGUUACGUUUGUCCUCAAGAGGUGGCCCCCAUGCUACAGCAGUUUAUAAGACCCUGGUGCACUUCUCUGCGAAACAUAAGAGAUAAUGAGGAAAAGGAUUCAGCGUUCCGUGGGAUAUGUACCAUGAUCUCAGUCAACCCCAGUGGAGUAGUCCAAGACUUUAUUUUUUUUUGUGAUGCUGUUGCAUCGUGGAUUAACCCAAAAGAUGAUCUCCGAGACAUGUUCUGUAAGAUUCUUCAUGGAUUUAAAAAUCAAGUUGGGGAUGAGAAUUGGAGGCGUUUUUCUGACCAGUUUCCUCUUCCCUUAAAAGAGCGCCUUGCAGCUUACUAUGGAGUUUAACCUUAUGCACUGUGGCUGCAGUCCCAUAAUUAGAGGUCCUUCAGUCUGGGAGACUAUGAGGGAGACUCUGCAUCCAGGGAAAAUGUUACCCUUUACUGGGGGGAAGGGUAAACCAGUAGGGAAUACAGUACAGUCCCAACCCUACUGGGAGGGGUGGGAGGGAGGUGUUGCUGUCACUGUAUUAAGUCGAUGUUGGGAAAUGUUUUAACAUCUGGAGCCUUUGUCGGUGGAAAUAGUCUCCUAUUACAACUCUGCAGUGAAUGUGAAGAAGAAAAAAAGUCUAUUAACAAAACAGCACAUUCUGGAUUAUUGUGGGAAAUUGUACCAAAAUAAGAAAACAUAUAAUUGAACCAUAGGGAUACAUAAAGAGGAAAACUAUUUUACGCACAAUAAAGGAAACCUACAAAUGGCAGUCACAGACAGUAAAAGGCUUUCUUUUUUAUUUAAUGGGUUUUUUAAGGAUUUUCUACAUUAUUUCAUCCUGCUUAAUGGGACUUCUAGAUAAUUUGAGUGAUAAUGAAUAACUCAAAUUAAAUUAGUACAGUUAAAAUGCAGCUUGUGUCAGUAUUAGGAGCAGGCACUUGCAGUGUACAAUAUAGAAACCCUGUCGAAAAUUAAUAGAGGUUAAGCUGGAAAAAAUGAAGUAACCUGCAAGCUGCAAAUGACUCACUCCUUUCAUUUUAUGGGGUAAGGGGAUGGACAAAUCAAAGAAAAGAUUCACAUCUUAAUUUUUGCAUUUAAAAAAAUUAAAGUAGCAUCAUUUGGUUAUUGUAAUUAAUUAGCUUUAAUUUCUAGAGUAAGGCAUUAUUCUUAACAUGCAGUUUAAGGUUCAGGCAUGCAUUCUGGCUCAUAGUGAUCAGAGGUAAUUAAAAUUAGUGGGAAAGUAGCAUGCUUGUAUCACAUAGAGUGAAAUUAGUAUACGUUUACCUAUGUGGCACCAGUCUUAUGUUGCCGUUUACCAAUUCAAUAUAGCCCUGCAGUUAAAAUUCUUUUUUAGUUAUAAAAUACUGUAGUUAUCAAUUAGGCCUUGAAAUACCUUUUUAGGAUCUGUUAAGAUUAAGAUUCAUAGCGUAUUGUGUGUAACCUGCACAAUGUGGAAAGCUGAUAUAACUGUGCAAAAUAUUUGCCUCUGUGCUGUCAGUGUGAUGUGCUUUCUGCAUGGUUAUAUGCUAGUGAUUUUUAGCAGAAUCUCUAAAAAUGAGUUACAUGGUAAGACCCGUUAAAGGCUGCAUAAAUGUUAAUUCACACAUAAAGACAAUUGUAGAAGUUGAUGACAUUUGCUAUAUUUGUGUUUAUUCUCACUCAAUGUAUUACCUUUUAUGCUUAAUUUUUGUUCACAGCAUGAUCUUAGAGCUGUUUAAGUUAGUGGAUGCAAUGCAGGGUAUCUAUAAUGCAUUGGCACGUGUUGGUGACCCUUUGUGAUAUAAUUAAAUGCACAAGGGUGCAAGUUUAAAGCUAAAGAGUGAAAGUUAGUUUGGAUCCUUUUCAUUUCAUUUGUUUAGCUUUUCUGUUGAUUUUUUUUCUUUUUUCUCUACUUACAUGUAUUCCUGUGAAUAAAUCUUUGUUACUGUAAUCCUUCACUUUUCUUUCAAUGUGUAUUUUCUUAUGUACUGUGAAUGUGAAAUCCUAACUGGCAAACUUGAUCUUGUGUUUAUCUGAAAAUGACAAGUCUCUAAAGAGUAUCCCAUGAUGUUAAAGGAAAAUGGAGAGACUUAACUGUGCUGCUCAGAGGUGAAACCGCACCUUUCCAUUUUUCAAGUGCUGCAUAAUUAACCUGCAAAACAAAACUAAGCCAUAACAGCCUUUUUAUAGAUUUGUCUUCUCACCUUUGCAUUGCAAAAUUGGAUAUUGGAUAACAGUUUGGGUUUUGAAUUUUUUUGGUGUUUUGUGGGUUUUUUUUGUCUGGGGGCAGGGUGUUUUGUUUGUUUGCAGUUUUGCGGUUUUUGUUAAGAACUUGCUGCUCUUUGCAUGGUUCUGUUCUUUGAGUGUUAAAUGAUUUAGCCAUUGCACUGAAGUUUGAGCUGUACAACUGUGGACUUAUAAGUGCUG
Messenger RNA from Catharus ustulatus (Swainson's thrush), 5107 nucleotides. Its product is annotated as transportin-1-like. The transcript has 26 exons. Gene Ontology annotation, molecular function: nuclear import signal receptor activity; small GTPase binding. Bases 383 to 3058 code for a protein of 891 amino acids. Gene Ontology annotation, cellular component: nucleus; cytoplasm. Gene Ontology annotation, biological process: protein import into nucleus. The record is from RefSeq and is a predicted model, not a curated record. Lineage: Eukaryota; Metazoa; Chordata; Aves; Passeriformes; Turdidae.